AUGCGUCUCUACUACCCCGUACUCCUUGUUGCGGCAGUCGCCAUCGCCAGCACCAACGUUUUAGCUGAUGGCGAUGGCGAAGAAAGGAGUAAUUUUGGAGAGUAUGAGAAAAUCGCAUCUUUCUUAUCGGAUGAAGUUGAUAUGGCUCCUGAGUUGGAGGUGGCUCCUGAGUUGGAAGCGCUUGUUGGUGAUUCCAGCAAGGGAAAGGGUAAAUAUCCGUCAAGUUCAUUAUUGAAGUCAAUGAAGAAGUUUAAUCCGUUUCGCGGUUCUUCCAGCAAGAUGAAGCAUGACUAUGGGAAACUUAAAAAAGAUAAACGUUCUGAGAUCCCGGAGCACCCUCUCAUCCAGGAAUUGGAAACGUUUUUGAAUCGUAUGACUUUGCCUGAAUUUCUUAGACACGCCCUGUUCGCAUAUUGGGAAGGAAAUGUAGCCACGUACACCAACGCUCAUAAUCCAAAAGGUUAUAUAAAAGAAUCAUAUUCGUUUUUACGAGAUAAGUUCGGGGACAAAGAAAUCAUGCAGGCGAUAAAUUCUAAUUAUGAUAAGGAUGCAGUCGUAUCGUUUAAAGAUCACCAAACUCGCUUUAUCACCGAUUGGACGCGAAAUAAGAAGAUGGAUGGUGAGUUUAAUGAAUUGCUGGAAGGUUUUGAGAAGGAGAUACGAAAAAGCUGGAAAGCAGUGUACGCGAAAGUCACUCGUUCACAGUCUAAAAAGCUACGAUAA
Messenger RNA from Peronospora farinosa, 723 nucleotides. The record is from the annotation of a GenBank genome assembly. Lineage: Eukaryota; Oomycota; Peronosporomycetes; Peronosporales; Peronosporaceae.